AUGCGCAAUGCCAUUGAAGCUGGAAAGCGGCAGCCGCCAGUGGAUUUGCGGGGUCUGAAGAGUGAAGCGAUAUGCAAAGAUCAAUCUGGUGAUAGCGUGCGAGCACGGGUCAUCACCUUUCUGGAGCAAGUUUACAACAGUCAAGCCGAGACAUUGCCAGACACACGGGACGAUGCUGCAGACGAGUCCUUUGGUGUUUUUGUGCGGGAUUUUGCUUGGAAAGAUGAUGCCAAGGACGUUGCAGAGGAUCCUUAUGCCGAUGCCUUGGUGGCCCCAGAGCAGAGUCGUGCUCCCACUCCGAAGUUGAGGCGGCUGCAUUGCCGAUCUAUCAAGAUCAACCCUGCGAGACGUGAAGAAGAAGAGCGGUUUCUUCCGCCUGGAACAAUGAGAGACAUGUGGGAGCAGAUGAACGCCAGCGACAAGGAGCAGAACAAAGUGAGCUUCGCGCAGUUCUGGCGAAUCUGGAAAGCGGAAUAUCCGCAUCUGAAGUUCAGAGCUUCGAGCUCGCAUUCACUGUGUUCCAAUAUAUGCCUCCGACACAAGUUGCUCAUUCGAGAGAUGGGGCACCAUCUGAAAGCUCGAAAUGCGCAGCGUGAGCUUUUCAACUUCCAUUUGCAAAGACAAUAUGCUGACCGCUGCGAGUAUUGGCGGAUAAGGGCUGGAUCGAGGAUGCGGUCAGGUGAAAUAUGCCUGAUCGUGGAUUCCAUGGAUCAGGCAAAAUUUGCUUAUCCUAGAUCUGAUGUCUACAGAUUGAAGGAACGCUGCAGAGACCUCGGGCCCACAUCACAGGCAUCAUAUGCCAUGGCCACUUUGUGCUGUUCAGUGUAUCUUCCCAGGACCUCCCAAAAGACUCCACUACAAUGA
Cladocopium goreaui is the source of this 864-nucleotide messenger RNA. The record is from the annotation of a GenBank genome assembly. Lineage: Eukaryota; Dinophyceae; Suessiales; Symbiodiniaceae.